GGAGUACGAGCCUCGUGCGUGCACGAAAGGCUCAAAAAAGUGCACCAAAAUUGUAAAAAAAAGGAAAAGAAAAAAGAAAUGCCAAUAAGCUUGGUAGCAUCAAAUUUCAAUCCAUUUUCAGCCAUUUUCAGAUCAAAGACCAGACCUUAUUUAAUCCCAUCUCUUACUGCUACUACUAUCCGUUGCAGCUCUCUCACAACUCUUGAAAUUGGUUUUUCUUUCUUGGUCCAAUUGCAGACAUGGAUGGCGCUGCAGGCCCAAACUUGUUCCCGUUGCACCGUUGGAUCUUCUCAAGAUUGCCUUAUUUUUCACUAGCUUUAAAGCAUCGUGGUCUUAUAAAACAAUACAUACAGGUGAGACAUGCACAAGGGAUUCACAAUGUAGAAGGGGAAAAUAAUUAUCAAGCAUACUUAUCUCCAGAUUUUUUUGAUGCACAGCUUACCCCUCUUGGCUGGGAGCAGGUUGAUAAUUUGCGUAAGCAUGUUCGGGCAUCCGGACUUGCUAAGAGAAUUGAUUUAGUGAUUACUUCUCCUUUGCUAAGGACAAUGCAAACAGCGGUGGGAGUCUUUGGUGGUGACGGCUAUGUUGAUGGGGUGGAUGUAGCUCCUUUAAUGGUGGCAAAUGCAGGGAACAGCAAUCAUUCUGCAAUUUCAAGUUUAAAUUGCCUGCCCUUUGUUGCAGUGGAAACAUGCCGGGAACAUUUGGGAGUUCAUCCGUGUGAUAAGAGGAGAAGCAUAAGUGAAUACCGUCCGCUUUUUCCUGCAGUUGAUUUUUCACUGAUAGAGAGUGAUGAAGACAUUUUGUGGAAGGCUGACAUUAGAGAGACAACCGAAGAAGUUGCAGCUAGGGGAAGGAAGUUUUUGAACUGGUUGUGGACGCGCAAAGAAAAGGAGAUUGCUAUUGUUACCCAUAGUGGAUUCUUGUUUCAUACCCUAAAAACGUUCGGAAAUGAUUGUCAUCCCUUAGUUAAGGAAGAAAUUAGCAAACACUUUGCCAAUUGUGAGCUCCGUUCAAUGGUCAUGGUCGAUACAAGUAUGAUCGGAUUGGAUUCCUCGACAACUAAUUUUCCAGGAAAGAUUCCUCAAGGACCCGAUCUACCAAGUGAUGUUGCACAUGAGAAACACUCAGAGAAGGGAGGAGGGACCAAUUAAGUGUAGAUGGAAUGUUGUGGAAAUUGAAUUUCACCAUUGUACUAGACAGAAAAGCCAUCUGUUACUUUCAGUCUUGGAAAAUAGCAUUUUGAGAUGCCCACUUAAUACGCUGUUGUUACACAAAUCUGAGAUUAUAGAGGUAUUAUAAUCAUUUGAUUCUUUUUAUAACAAGUUGGUGAAAAUCAAUUCGUCCGAUCCAACUAGAUCCAUGUAAUUGGGUUGGAGAAAUAUACUUGUUUUCUUUUGGACUGAUCAUACAUGUAAUAUGAAGUUCAUAUAUACCUUUAUAUUUGAUUCGCUCAGGAACAUGCCUGUUAAAUGUCAUUUAUACACAACGGAUUCUGAUUUCCA
Molecule: messenger RNA, 1502 nt
Organism: Magnolia sinica
Lineage: Eukaryota; Viridiplantae; Streptophyta; Magnoliopsida; Magnoliales; Magnoliaceae
Product: phosphoglycerate mutase-like protein 1
Exons: 10
Coding region: 240-1151 (303 amino acids)
Cellular component (GO): cytoplasm
Molecular function (GO): phosphatase activity
Source: RefSeq, a predicted model, not a curated record